GUUGUUUCCGGGGGGGAAGCAUUUGACUGCGGCUCAUCACAACUCCGCUCUUUGAAAACAUGAACGAUUCAAAAUUCUGCUUUUAAAGACGGUUUUAAAUUAGGUUUUUAAAAUGGAGGGUUCGUCCAAUAACGUCGCAUCUACCUCCUCCUCUUCCUCCUCCUCUUCCUCUUCUUCGGCCUCGCCCUCUGUCGCCGCUCAGGUCCCGUUCCUUCACCUCUGCAACACUUUGGAGCGAAUCCAAAAGGCCAAAACGCGCCCGGAAAAAUCCAAAAUCCUGGGAGACUUCAUGGAAACCUGGCGAAAGUUCCACUCGGUUUUACACAAAGAAAAUCCCAAAACCACAGACUCGUUUUACCCGGCAAUGCGUCUUAUCGUGCCGGCGUUCGAACGGGAGCGCAUGGCGUACGGCAUCAAGGAAAACAUGCUCGCGAAACUGUACAUCGACGUCCUGGGGCUGCCGAAAAACGGGCCUGAAGCGAAUAAACUUUUAAAUUACCGCGCGCCGACUUCUACGCAAGGAGAGGCCGGCGAUUUCGCUGGAAUGGCCUUCUUUGUUUUGAAAAAGCGCUGCACUGGUGAUGGCAAACUUACCAUAAAAGAAGUCAACGAUUUUCUAGAUUCUGUGGCGAUUAACAACGCAAACAAGAAGAAGGACUUGGUCAGGCAAAGUUUGCUGCAUCUCAUCACGCAGAGUUCGGCGUUGGAGCAAAAAUGGUUGAUCCGAAUGAUUAUAAAAGACAUGAAGAUUAGUAUCAGUAAAGAAACGGUGCUGCAGGUUUUCCACCCGGACGCGCCAGAGCUUUACAACGUCAACACGGACUUGAAGAAAGUUUGUCUGCAGCUCCACGACCCCGCAGUGUCGCUGAGUGAAGUCUCGAUCGGAUUAUUCUCCGCGUUCAAACCGAUGCUCGCCGCCGUCGCCAACCUCCGCAACAUCGAAAAGCAAAUGAGCAACAGCCCUUUUUACAUCGAGACCAAACUCGAUGGCGAGCGCAUCCAGCUGCACAAAGACGGCGACGUUUACAAGUACUUCAGCCGCAACGCCUUCGAGUACACGCAGCAGUUCGGGGGCUCGCCGCUCGAGGGCUCCCUCACGCCGUACAUCCACAACGUUUUCAAAAGCGACGUCGUGAACUGCAUUUUGGACGGGGAGAUGAUGGCGUACAACCCGACCGCCGAGACGUUCAUGCAAAAGGGAAGCAAGUUCGACAUCAAGAAGUUAAUGGAGGACUCCGAGCUGCAGACGUGCUUUUGCGUGUUCGACGUUUUGCUGGUGAACGAUCGGAAACUGGGGAAGGAGACGUUGAAAAAGCGAUACGAGAUUCUGCAGACCGUCUUCACGCCGGUUAAAGGGCGCAUUCACAUCGUGCCCAAAACCGAAGUGAAAAGCACCAAAGAGGUUAUAAACGCUUUGAACGACGCGAUAGACGGACGCGAGGAAGGGAUCAUGGUCAAAGAUCCGAUGUCCAUCUACAAACCAGAUAAACGCGGCGAGGGCUGGCUCAAAAUCAAACCCGAGUACGUCGACGGUUUGAUGGACGAGCUCGACUUGCUUAUAGUCGGCGGUUAUUGGGGAAAAGGCAGACGGGGCGGAAUGAUGUCGCACUUUCUCUGCGCUGUAGCCGAAGCGCCGAAACCGGGAGAAACGAAACCUUCAGUUUUCCACACGCUUUGCCGAAUCGGAUCGGGCUACACCAUGAAAGAGCUUUACGAUCUGGGUUUGAAACUGGCAAAACACUGGAAAGUUUACAAGAAAAACGAUCCGCCGGCGUCCAUUCUGUGCGCGACGGAAAAGCCGGAGGUUUACAUCGAACCGUGCAACUCCGUGAUCGUCCAAGUCAAAGCGGCAGAGAUCGUGAGCAGCGACAUGUACAAGACGAACUGCACGCUGCGCUUUCCCCGGAUCGAGAAAAUCCGAGACGACAAAGAGUGGCACCAGUGCACGACGCUGGCCGAGCUGGAUCAGUUCCGGAGCAAAGCGUCGGGGAAGCUGGCGUCGCGGCACCUGAGCCUGGAGGACGGAGCGCCACAGAAGAAGAAGAGGAAGGUCCCGGUGAAGCCCAAGAAGGUGGUGGGGGUCGUGGAGCACUUCAAACCGCAGGACCUGAGCGGCGUCCAGAAGGAGACGGACAUGUUCGAGGACGUGGAGUUCUGCGUCAUCAACGGCACAGAGGAGCAUGACAAAGCGGCGCUGGAGCGGGGCGUGGCCAGUUGCGGCGGUAUCGUGGUGCAGAAUCCGGGUCCGGACACGUACUGCGUCCUGGUCGGCGCCGAGAACAUGCGCGUGAAGAACCUCGUCGCCUCCAACAAACACGACGUGGUGCGGGCGGCGUGGCUCCUCGAGUGCCUGGAGCGGAAGGAGAUGGUGCCGUGGCAGCCGCGUCACAUGAUCAGCAUGACGCCCUCCACCCGGGAGUACUUCGCCAAAAAGUACGACCGGUACGGCGACAGCUACGACGUGGACACGGACGCGGAGCAGCUGCGGGAGGUGUUCGACAGGAUCACGUCGGUGGAUGUGGAGGUGGAGGCGGCGCGGGUGGAGCAGCGGUACGGCUGGGAGGACCUGCCCACGAGCAUGUUCCGACCCUUCGCCGCGUACAUGGAUCGUUUCGAGGACAUCGGGGAGUCGCGCGUGCCGAGGGCGGGGAGCGUGCUGGACGUUCGGGCGCUGGAGUUCGAGCUCCACGGGGGGCGGGUGGAGCGGCGGCUGGAGGAGGGGGUGACUCACGUGGUGGUGCAGGACGAGGGCUCGGUUCUGGAGCUCAGGACUUUGCGCAGAACCUUCAGGAGGAAGUUCAAGAUCGUGAGAGACUCGUGGGUCACGGACUCGAUCAGCGCCGGGUUUGUGCUCGACGAUCACGACUACCUCGUUUAAAGAAGCACUGCGGAACUUUGGGUUUGGGCUCCGUCACCUGCCUGUUUUUAAACUACUACUACAACUUCUACAAAUACUACUACUACUACUACAAAUACUACUACUUCUACAAAUACUACUACUUCUACAAAUACUACUACUUCUACAAAUACUACUACUAAUACUACUGCUUCUACUUCUAAUACUGCUACUGCAACUACUACUACUACUAUUAUUAUUACUACUACUACUACUACUAUAACUACUACUUCAACUACUACUUCAACUACUACUGCCACUAUUACUACUAGUACUAAUACUGCUAGUACUAUUAUUACUACUACUACAAAUACUACUACUAUUACUGCUACUAGUACUAAUACUACUACUAGUACUAUUACUGCUACUACUACUACUACUACUACUACUACUACUACUACUACUACUACUACUACUAC
Molecule: messenger RNA, 3315 nt
Organism: Boleophthalmus pectinirostris (great blue-spotted mudskipper)
Lineage: Eukaryota; Metazoa; Chordata; Actinopteri; Gobiiformes; Gobiidae
Gene: lig4
Product: ligase IV, DNA, ATP-dependent
Exons: 3
Coding region: 113-2878 (921 amino acids)
Biological process (GO): double-strand break repair via nonhomologous end joining; immunoglobulin V(D)J recombination; nucleotide-excision repair, DNA gap filling
Cellular component (GO): DNA-dependent protein kinase-DNA ligase 4 complex; DNA ligase IV complex
Molecular function (GO): DNA binding; ATP binding; DNA ligase (ATP) activity
Source: RefSeq, a predicted model, not a curated record